Messenger RNA from Culex pipiens pallens (northern house mosquito), 13973 nucleotides. It is a transcript of the gene cac, whose product is annotated as voltage-dependent calcium channel type A subunit alpha-1. The transcript has 34 exons. Gene Ontology annotation, biological process: calcium ion import across plasma membrane; chemical synaptic transmission. Gene Ontology annotation, cellular component: voltage-gated calcium channel complex; membrane. The record is from RefSeq and is a predicted model, not a curated record. Gene Ontology annotation, molecular function: calcium ion binding; high voltage-gated calcium channel activity. Bases 1021 to 6954 code for a protein of 1977 amino acids. Lineage: Eukaryota; Metazoa; Arthropoda; Insecta; Diptera; Culicidae.
GGGUGUGAGAGAGUGAAAAGUGUGCGGAGCAAGAAGAAGAAAAAGUGUGAAAAAUUGUGUCAGCAGGGAAGGAAAAUUUUUUGGCCGUUUUCCAGGGUGUGCGGAUCACGGAAUUUCGGAAGUCGAAGACCGCGGAAUCGAGGGAAAUUGCGGUGAACAACGGUCCGGGAGUUCUGGGAGUUGGAAUAGCUGGAUCGGGUGUCGCGAGCCGUUUUUUUUUCUAAUUUAAUUAAUCUGAGUUUGUCGUUUUCCACGGCUUUUCCGGGGGUGGAAAAGCUUCCAAAUCGAGUUGGGCUGCCGCAAAAGGGUGGAAAAGUGUGAAAAUUCGUGCUGAAAAGCCUUCCUCAGAAGCUGCGACGGAAAAGGAAGAUCCAAUUUUCAAGAAGGCGGAGAAAAUCUUAAGUUUUCACAAUUAAUGGGAAAAUAAGUGCAGGGAAAAAAGCUCUCCGCUUGUGUUGGUGUGGAAAAGCAGUCGCGCGCUCGUUAGUGUUGGUGUGUGCAGCGUGACGAGUUGUGUCUACUCCCCCCGAAAGCAGCAGCAGCAGCAGCAGUCUUCAACGGAGGACAUCCGAAAAAAGGAAAAGCUCGUGGCACAGUGUUGGUGCGAUAACAGCGUGGGGGUUUGUUUGUGGUCGUGAAAGGCGAUCGGAGCGCCUCUGGUGGCCAAAAAGGGGGGUGACUCUUUUUUGAGUCUUUUGUGAAGGAAAAUUACGCACAGUUGCAGCGAAGGAAAGCUUUAGGAAUUGCAACAGCGCCAUCGGAGAAAGGAGGAAGGAGUUGGUGGUGGUGGUGGUAUUUUUCUACUUCAGGACCUUCAGCCAGUGUAAGAGCCUGUGAGGAGCAGCAGCCGCACAGAUGAGUGCUUUCCUGCGUUGGGCGGUCUAACCAAUAUGGCCGAGUGGUCGCCGAGCAAUAGGACACAUCUGGAUCAACUGACGGUUGGCAGCGGCUCAAGAAGCGGCUCUCCAGGGCAACGGGGGCCAGUUUGGUCGCAAAGGAGGCCACUACUUAGCUGAUAAGAUGGGCGGCCCCAGUAGUCAGGGGGGCCAGCCUCCCGCGGGAGGUGGGCCCACGUCGCUCUUCAUCCUCUCCGAGGAUAACAUCAUUAGGAAAUACACCCGCUUCAUCAUCGAGUGGCCCCCGUUCGAGUACGCCGUGCUGCUGACAAUCAUCGCCAACUGUGUGGUGCUGGCCCUCGAGGAGCACCUGCCCCACGGCGACAAGACGCUGCUCGCCCAGAAGCUGGAAAAGACGGAGGCCUACUUCCUGGGCAUCUUCUGCGUCGAGGCCUCGCUCAAGAUCCUCGCCCUCGGGUUCGUCAUGCACAAACACUCCUACCUCAGGAACAUCUGGAACAUAAUGGAUUUUUUCGUCGUAGUCACGGGAUUCAUCACAUUAUUCCCGCAGAAGGGGCCCGAAGUAGAUCUGCGAACGUUACGGGCUAUCCGUGUGUUACGGCCCCUCAAAUUAGUGUCUGGAAUUCCUAGUUUACAAGUAGUUUUAAAGUCUAUCAUCAAAGCCAUGGCGCCGUUGCUGCAAAUAGGAUUGUUGGUCUUGUUUGCAAUUGUUAUCUUUGCAAUCAUAGGCUUAGAGUUUUACUCGGGUGCUCUGCAUAGAAGUUGUUAUAGUUUAGAAGAUAUCUCUCAAAUAGUUAAGGAGGGCGAGUUUCCGACGCCCUGCAACGCCGACAAUGACACGAUCGCACCGACGGGGGCGUACGUGUGCAACAGCAGCGACAGCACCUGCGUCGAGCAGUGGGAGGGCCCCAACUUUGGCAUCACCAGCUUCGACAACAUCGGGUUCGCGAUGCUGACCGUGUUCCAGUGCAUCACGAUGGAGGGCUGGACGGCGAUCCUGUACUGGACCAACGACGCCCUCGGGUCAACGUUCAACUGGAUCUACUUCGUGCCGCUGAUAGUGCUGGGGUCGUUCUUCAUGCUGAACCUAGUUCUCGGUGUCCUCAGCGGAGAGUUUGCCAAAGAGCGAGAAAAGGUAGAAAAUAGGCAGGAGUUCCUAAAGCUUCGUAGACAGCAGCAGCUAGAGAAGGAGCUUAACGGAUACGUCGAGUGGAUCUGUAAAGCUGAGGAAGUGAUCCUGGCGGAGGAGCGAACCACCGAGGAGGAGCGGAUGCACAUCAUGGACGCCCGAAGGAGAGCGGCGGCCAAGCGGAAAAAGCUGAAAAAUCUAGGCAAAUCCAAGUCUACCGACACCGAGGAGGACGACGCCGACGAGGACUGCGGUGACGAUGUUAGCGUUACGAAGCGAAAGAAAGGUUACCUCAAGUCCAAGGUGAAAACCCAGGGCAAGUGCAAGGGCUUCUGGCGGGCGGAGAAGCGCUUCCGGUUCUGGAUCCGGCACACGGUCAAGACGCAGUGGUUCUACUGGUUCGUGAUCGUGCUCGUCUUCUUCAACACGGUGUGCGUCGCCGUCGAGCACUACGGCCAGCCGAGCUGGCUGACGCAGUUCCUGUACUACGCCGAGUACGUGUUCCUCGGGCUGUUCAUGAUGGAGAUGUGGAUCAAGAUGUACGCGCUGGGGCCGCGCAUCUACUUCGAGUCGUCCUUUAACCGGUUCGACUGCGUCGUCAUCAGCGGGUCCAUCUUCGAGGUGGUGUGGUCCGAGGUCAAGGGCGGCUCCUUUGGGCUGUCCGUGCUGAGAGCUUUAAGAUUGCUUAGGAUAUUUAAGGUUACAAAAUACUGGUCGUCCUUGCGGAAUCUGGUGAUAUCGUUACUCAACUCGAUGCGGUCUAUCAUUUCUCUGCUGUUCCUGCUCUUUCUGUUCAUCCUGAUCUUCGCACUGCUCGGAAUGCAGCUGUUUGGGGGACAGUUCAACCUGCCGGACGGAACGCCACCGACCAACUUCAACACGUUCCCGAUCGCACUGCUCACCGUGUUUCAGAUCCUAACCGGUGAGGAUUGGAACGAGGUCAUGUACCAGGGCAUCGAGUCACAGGGUGGCCACAAAAAGGGCAUGAUCUACUCGCUGUACUUUAUCAUUCUGGUCCUGUUUGGCAACUACACACUGCUGAACGUGUUCUUGGCUAUCGCCGUGGACAAUUUGGCCAACGCACAAGAGCUGACUGCCGCCGAGGAGGAGCAGCUCGAGGAGAACAAGGAAAAGCAGCAGAUGGAGCUGGACAAGGAAAUGGAGGCGUUGCAUCUCCAGACGGAUGGGUCGCCGCCCCGGGUUGAGGUCGAGUCGCCUUCGCCAACCCGGGGGAACGGAAGCAAGGCGAAAAAGAAACCCGGCGAGGACAAGGAGGACGACGAGGACGACAUUCCAGACGGGCCGAAGCCCAUGCUGCCGUACUCGUCGAUGUUCGUGCUGUCGCCGACGAAUCCAAUCCGUUGCGGCGCCCAUUGGGUGGUGAACCUGCGGUACUUUGACUUCUUCAUCAUGGUCGUCAUCUCGCUGUCGUCGAUCGCACUCGCCGCCGAGGAUCCGGUCGAGGAGGACUCGCCGCGGAACAAGAUCCUCAACUUUUUCGAUUACGCCUUCACGGGCGUGUUCACCAUCGAGAUGCUGCUCAAGAUCGUCGAUUUGGGCGUGAUUCUGCACCCGGGCAGCUACCUGCGCGAGUUCUGGAACAUCAUGGACGCCGUCGUGGUCAUCUGCGCGGCCGUCAGCUUCGGGUUCGAUAUGACUGGCAGCAGUGCUGGCCAGAACCUGUCCACGAUCAAGUCGCUGCGGGUGCUGCGCGUGCUGCGACCGCUGAAAACCAUCAAGCGAGUGCCGAAGCUGAAGGCGGUCUUCGACUGCGUCGUCAACUCGCUCAAGAACGUCAUCAACAUCCUGAUCGUGUACAUUCUGUUUCAGUUCAUCUUCGCGGUCAUCGCGGUGCAGCUGUUCAACGGCAAGUUCUUCUACUGCACCGACGACAGCAAGCACACGAGCGAGGAGUGCAAGGGUUCGUUCUUUGUGUACGACGGGCCCGACCAGCUGCCCCGGCGCGAGACACGAGAGUGGAAAACGCAAAGCUUCCACUACGACAACGUGGCCACGGCCAUGUUGACACUGUUCGCCGUGCAAACCGGCGAAGGGUGGCCUCAAGUUCUACAAAACUCGAUGGCCGCCACCUACGAAGACAAGGGUCCAAUCCAAAAUUUUCGAAUAGAAAUGUCCAUAUUCUACAUAGUAUACUUCAUAGUGUUUCCAUUCUUCUUCGUUAACAUAUUCGUGGCCUUGAUUAUCAUUACAUUUCAAGAGCAAGGUGAAGCUGAGCUGCAGGACGGAGAGAUAGAUAAAAAUCAGAAAUCGUGCAUAGAUUUUACGAUAGGUGCUAGACCGUUAGAACGUUAUAUGCCAAACAAGCGGAAUAGUUUUAAAUACAAAGUCUGGCGCAUCGUCGUCUCCACGCCGUUCGAGUAUUUUAUAAUGAUGUUGAUCGUGUUCAAUACGUUACUGCUGAUGAUGAAGUAUCACAAUCAAGGAAAAGAGUUUGAGAAAUCGUUGAAAUAUCUCAACAUGGGAUUUACCGGGAUGUUUAGUGUUGAAACGAUACUCAAAAUAAUAGGAUUUGGCGUCAAGUUUCACGAUGCGCCACCGACACUGAUUGACAUUCUGAGCUUCAUGAAUUUGGUAUUCACAUUCUUCUUUUUACUGGAGACUAUUAUGAAACUAAUCGCAUUCGGAUGUAAGAACUUUUUCAAAGAUCCUUGGAAUAUAUUCGAUUUUAUAACGGUUAUUGGAAGUAUUAUCGACGCAUUAGUUUUAGAAUUAGGGGAGAACUCCUUCAACGUUGGAUUUUUAAGACUGUUUCGUGCUGCACGAUUAAUCAAACUACUCCGACAAGGUUAUACAAUACGAAUAUUACUCUGGACAUUUGUUCAAUCAUUCAAAGCACUGCCAUAUGUCUGUUUGCUGAUUGCCAUGCUAUUUUUUAUCUACGCAAUUAUCGGCAUGCAGGUGUUUGGAAAUAUUGAACUAGAGCCUGAAUCAGCUAUCACUAGACACAACAACUUCCGUUCCUUUGUCCAAGGGCUGAUGCUACUGUUCAGAUGUGCAACGGGCGAGUCGUGGCCGAACAUUAUGCUGGCAUGUCUCAAAGGGAGACCGUGUGACCCGAGGGCAAACAAAACGAACGAAACCUGCGGAUCGACGCUGGCCUAUGCGUACUUCGUCUCGUUCAUCUUCUUCUGCUCGUUUCUUAUGUUGAACUUAUUCGUUGCCGUCAUCAUGGACAACUUCGACUAUCUGACACGUGAUUCCAGUAUUCUCGGUGCUCACCAUCUGGACGAAUUCGUACGGAUAUGGGCCGAGUACGAUCCAAACGCUACGGGUAAAAUACAUUAUACAGAGAUGUAUGAUAUGUUGAAAAACAUGGAUCCUCCUUUGGGAUUUGGUAACAAGUGUCCCAACCGACUCGCCUACAAGAAGCUCAUCCGCAUGAACAUGCCGCUGGACGCGGAGGGCAAGGUCGGCUUCACGACGACCCUGUUCGCGCUGAUCCGGGAAAACCUCAACAUCAAAAUGAGAACUGCCGACGAAAUGGACCAAGCGGACUACGAACUGCGACACACGAUCAGCCACAUCUGGCCGCUGCAGGCGAAGAAGCUGCUGGACCUGCUGGUGCCCCACAAGGACGAGCUGAACGCGGGCAAGCUGACGGUGGGCAAGAUCUACGCCGGCCUGCUCAUCCUCGAGUCCUGGCGGAACACCAAGUUCGGCCAGAUCGAGUCGGACCUGCCGGCACAAGAUGCAAGCAAAAAUAGUCCCACGGCCAGACUGCCGGAGUUGCAGGACGUUUCCCGGCAGCCGUCGCUGGAAUCGCUAACCGGUGCGGACGGUCAUCUUCAUCCGGGGCACGCGUACCACAACGGUCACCGGCGGUCGCCGAGUUUGAGAAGGGAGUCCCCGCUGGUGAGAACGCCAAGCCCGCGCCGCCGGCAGCACGCCCCGCACCACGAUAUCGGCUUUUCGGACACGGUUUCGAACGUGGUCGAAAUCCAGAAGGAAGACCAGAGACGGGGUAGGCAUCACUACGGCUACGCCCACAGGCAUAAUCGAGGUUCCUGGUCAGCGUCAACUAGCCCUGCCCGUUCGCCAUCACCCAGUCGUUUCGGUGUACAUAGUAGUGCCCAACAUCGUAGUAAAAAAGAACGUCCCAAAAACCACCCGGCCCACCAACCGUACGACACGACGAUCCUCUGCGAGCGGUCCCGAUCGCCGAGUCCUGCCAGCCUGCUCCAAGAGCUGCGGGACCGGGAUCACACGCGGCGGAAGUAUAGGAAUGGAAUGGGUCCACCAGGUCACGUCCAGCACAGCUACCCGGUGUUGGUAACCCGUCGCCAAGGCCAGGGUCGCCGUUUGCCACCGACCCCGUGCAAACCGUCGACGCUCCAGCUGCAGCAGACCAACAUCAACUUCCCCAAGCUGAACGCCAGCCCCACCCACACGCUUCACUCGGCCCACACGACGCCGCACAGUGUUCACUCGUUGCCACCGUCGCGGGAGUUCCUACGCGAGCACCACCAGCAUCACCACCUGCACGGCGGCGGAGGUCCUCGGGAGCAUCAUCACCAUCACCAGCACCAGCACCGGGAUCUGUACUACCGGGAGAGGGACCGCGAGCGGGACCGGGAACGCUACCGCAGCAGUCGCAGCGAACGCAUUACGGAUGCGUACGGCGGUGGGGGUAGUGUCGUUGGGGCGCCCCAUGCGACGCCGACGCCGCCGCCGUCGCUGCACUACGAGUUUCGCGACCGGGAGCGCGAGCUGUACGAGCGCGAGCGGGAGAUUGAGCGCGAGUUCGAGCGGGAGUAUGAGCGCAUGGAACACCACGUGCCCCUGUCCUACGAGCAAGCGCUUGCCAUGGGCCGUUCCGGGGGUCGCGUACUCCCGUCGCCCAUCCUGAACGGGUACAAACCCAAAGGGGGCGGCGGUGGCGGUGGCGGCAGCGCCAUCGGGCUCCACUCGUCCCGGCACUCGGACUCGGACGACGAAGACUGGUGCUAGCACAGGGUGAGACGUCGCCAAUGCGAACAGCGAAAGCACCACCGCGAGCAAAUCUGGGUUUAAUCUGCCAUGGUUUGAACCCGAGAUUAACUAGAACAAAAAAAAAGUAUAAGAUUUCCUGCAUUUUCUCGUGCGUAAAGCCUUAGUUAGGAGCGAAUAGCGAGUUGCCAGAUUAAACUAAUUUCCUUCCGAGGACAUGUAAACAAAAAAGCCAGAUUACUAGAACAGAAAAUCGUUGCCGAGAAAAUGAACAAACAGAACCUGCCUUUAAAGCCACACAAAAAAUGAGAACAAAUAAGAAAACAUAACUAGACACUCGAACACAAAACAAAAAACAAUUCUACUGAAAUCGACGGUAAACCUAAACUAACGCGCGAACGUUGAAUAGCAAAAUAGAGGAGAUCCUUUGUAUAGUUACUAACUUUCCAAGUAUUUACCACAAUGACUAGUCAAACGGGCGCAAUUGUAAAUAGUAAACAUAAAGUUUUUCAAGGAAAAAAAAAUACUCAAAUCAACUUGCAUCACACAAUCUUACCGAAUAUUUUCUCACACUCUGUAAGUCCAAUCUUUCAAACUGUUCAGCAGGGUUGCUUUUUCACCGCACUUAAUCCGCUCAUCAGCACACUUAAACUGGAAACUUAUCAAACGAACAAAAAUAUAGAUAAAACAAGACUGAAUUUCAACAAAAAAAAAUAAUAACAAAAAAAAAUAAUGGGCAACUACUGAAAGAAACAGCGAGCGUUUGUAGAUACACCAGAAAUGAAGGGGAAAACUAAAAACAGGUAGAAACUUUUUUUGAGGAAUUCUAGAACGAACUUUGAACACCGCCGAUGCAUAUUUGAGGAAGCAGGGACGAUUUACAUUGCCUAGGUUCAUAGUUAGAUUGUUAUAAUUUUCAACUUUCUCGUUGCAAUACGAGAAAGGUUGCCAAAAAGAUGUAGUGUUGAUUUUAUUCUGGUGAUUUUUAUUCACAGAAAAGUAAACUAGACUAGCUAGAGUGGAAACUGAACAGUUUGAAUGAACACGAAACCGAGUAGACUUUUUAUACAUGAAAGAAGAAAAAAACGUAUUUAUAUGGGCGACUUAGGAUUUUUGCUCGAAUUAGUUAUUGAACAGACUUAGGAAAUUUAAGAGGAAGAUUUAACAGGGGGAGAAACCACCAGUACCAACUUGCAAUACGAGUAGCGACCAUACAAUGCACAAUACACAAACACACACACACAGGCACGCAAUCAAAUUUUGGACGACACUUUGCUUGUAGAUCUUGUUGCAGCUGCAGAAUAUCAAUGACACAAACAAAAAGCACCCUGCUGAGCGGUUUAUUGAAUUAUAUUAAAUUUAUGAAAAAUGUGACACGUUUACUGAAUUAAAAAAAACAAUUAUUACAAAAAAAAUUAGAACACAGUAAUUUCAGUAAUAUUCACAGCAUUAAAAAAGAAAUCUGAAAUAAUAAAAAACUUCAUAAGAGAAUGUGGAUUCCUUUUUUGUUGCUUGUUCUAAAGACUUUUUAAAAUAUGAACUUACAUGAAUUUUACCAUAUUAAAUCAAUUUUUUUUAACAUUUCCAAAUUCUCUGAUGUUAUAUUUUCAAAUUUAAGAUCGGAAACAGACAUAGCAAACAAUCUUAUACCUUUUUAUGUUCUUAGAUAUUUUGCUAACUUUUCGCAGAAGCAUAAUUGGAAUUAUAUUUUUUUAAGCACAUACUUAAAAAUACUUAAAAAUUGUAAUUUCCUACGGGUAUCAACAAACAAGAUAUUUUGUAUGGAUUUUAACUUCAUUUGAGUUUAUAAAUAGUUGAAUUUAACGAUUAAAUUAGGCCUAUGCAAAUAUUUUUCAAAGUUUAUGUCGCCGACACCCCAUAAAAACUUCAAAAUUUUUAAUGGAAAUAGAAAUCUUAACAACUGAAAUCGUUUCGAAAUGUGUUUCUCUGCGUUGAGAAACAUAAUAAUCAUGUUUGAGUAUUUUUAAAAAUAUUUAGAAUUUACGUAAACUUCCACUUACAGUACUUUUUAAAUGUUUUUUUUUUUUUUGGCGAAAAACAAAAUGUUUUUCAAUACAUAGAAAUUUGGAAAACUUAUGAUUGCAAAACAACUGGACUGGUGUAAAAUGCACUUUAAAACACUUUUUCAUUCAAAUGUUUAAAUCAUGUCUUGUAAUUUCAAUAUGUUUUAUGAUCACUAUCCAAAGUACAUUCAAAACUCUAAUGUCGCGAAAUCGAUACAAAUAUUUAGCGUCGUGAUUUGAAAAAAUCCGCCAUAUUGUAAAAAAUUGGGUAUUUUUUAUUUAAAAUUCUUAUGUUGUUAGAACUAGAGGGUCCAGUUUCCUGUCCCGGGAUUUCCCAAAAAAAUAUAUCUUGAUUCCCGGGAAAUUUGUAAAUUCCCGGGAAUUCCCGAAAUUCAAGCGAAAGUACACCCAAACUUACGAUUCGAGAGAAUCGUUCCCUCAACAUUUAUUGAGAGCUCAGCGCCAAAAUCGAGAGAAUAAUGCUACCAACGCACACCACCAUAACAAAUGAGUUCAUUCGUUAAUUGAAACAAUAAAUCUCCAACAAGUGUCAUACAUUGACAUCUGACCACUCCUUGUUCACCAAGCUGUGGUGGCCGAGGCAGUUAAGUCAUUGGUCUAGUCUGUCAAAGGUCUCUGGUUCGAUUCCCGUAGUCGAUACUUUUGGUUUUUGUUUUGACGGAUGAACUUUUUUUUGCAAAUGAACCUCAAGAGAAUAUUUUUUUCGCCCAUCUCGAGCUGUGUUCUCUGUGUCCGUAAAUGUUACCACUCUUCUCUCGUCUCGAGGCUAUUAUUCUCUCGGAUUAGCGCUGCCCAGUUUUGGGUGUAUACGUUUUCAAUUUAUAAAAACUAGGGGAACAGCAUUUAAUUCCAGCGUUCCCUUAAUGUUGGCAGGUCAGAACUUUGUCAUUCAAUUAAAGCUAAUUAAAAGCGUUUUCAACUGAAAUUGAGUGAUAAAUAGCUCAAUAAGAAGUGAGUAUUCAGCAAAUUGGAUGGAGUUAGGAGCGAGUGCUUAACCUGCCAAACAGACGAGAAUUUCCCCUAUAUAAAAACUCUUAUUGAACUUAUAAGGUCGUGCGAAAAUUUCAUGACAAGGUUUUAUUUAGAUAAUAUUAAUUUCUAAACAUUUGCAACUAGGAAUAGAUCUUUUUUAUUUGAUAGGCAACAAAUAUUACGAUAUUAUGGAAUGAAAAUAAACUAUUAUAAUUUAAACGAAAAUUGUUGUUAUAUCAUUUCAAAUUAAGAUACUCCGUUAUUGCCAAGAUCAAAAUUUAUUUUUUUUACGUUUUUGUUUACCAUGACCAAAUUGGAUAAAAAUAGCCUUACAUGAAAAUUCUUCUAGCCAAAGUCAUUAAUUAAGCUAAAACAUUAAAAAAUAUUCUUCGUAGCAUAAAGAAGGUGCCCAAAAAAUGCUAACAUAUUUCAUAACUCGCUCCAAAUAUUUGAAAACUUUGAGUUGUGAUUCCAUAAAAAUGGUAUAUCAAAUAAAAAGCAGACUUUCAUGGUAAAUUCAAUGCUUAUCUAUUUAAGGGGUUACAUACAUGUAGAAAAUCUCAAAAUUUCAUAUUACGGCAAAAUUGUUAAUUCACUAAAAAGAUGAUUUCCAAUCACUCUUGAUAGUUUCAUAAAGAUAUUUCAUGAUUCAAGUGAGUAACAAACGAUUUAAGUUUGAAAUUUUGCUAUGCGCAAAGCUAACUGUCAAACUUUGUGAGCGUUUUUCUCUAAACACAGAGUUGAUUUAUGGGUGCCACGAUAUCUCGAGAUGGUAUGGACCAAAUUGGCUGAAAUUUGAGAUGAAGACUUGCAAGACAUAUCCCGUGUGCAUGACGAAGCCCGAUUUUUAAAUUUUGCUUUUUAAAAAAAUACAAAAAUCAAAAACUGACGAUUAUUGAUAUGAAAAACUUAAAAAUAUUUUUAACUUUUUUUCAAAUAAACUUUUUGAAAAUCGGCCUUCGUCAUGCACACGGAACGGGUUGACGAGUCUUCACCAAAAUUUUGAGCCGAUUUGGUCAAAGCAGUGUUGAGAUAUCGUGGCACCCGUUUUUUGAAACUGCUAACUUAAAAUAUCUAUAUCUUGGCAACGAUAUAACCAAGUGUCUUCAAAUUUGUUUUGUUAAUAGAUUAAAAUGUAUAUGUUAAUGCCCUGAAAACACAUAUUUGAAAAAGUUUAAGUGUGUGCAGUGUGUGUGCAACCAACCAAACGGGACCACGCGGCCACUUCUUACAAAUUGAGUUGUUUCCAUGUAUUUUUAGAUCAACAUCCUAUACAUGCAAAUAACUCGCAUAGGCAUUUGGAAGGUGUUAGCUCUGCUGAGCUUCGGUGACCCAUUUCUACGCUGGCUAGCCGAGCGCGAGGUACUUCAGCUUUAUCGACAAGCCCCGCCCUGAAGAACGUUUGCACCAAUCGGGCUCAAACGUUAUUUAGAACUUCCGAACCCUUGUCAAAUAGGGACGUGGCGUUACAUCGUGCUGCCAUCUGGUUUUUUUAAGUGCAAGAGUGGAAAAGUGCUGAGUCAUCGUCUAAAAAUAGACGGCGUCCUAUCUCGCCCAGCAAAAUGAAGUCGAUAAAGUAGUCGGUUUCGAUGAGAAAAAGUGGAAAACGUGUUCUAAAAAUAGCGACGCCAUCCCCCUAUGGACAAGGACCCAGCGCGUAUAUAGUUUUGAUAGUUACAGUAUUCCUAAUUCCAGUCAUAGAUCACCAAGCCGUGAUGGCCUAGUGGUUAGCAUUUUUGCUUAACAAUCCAAAGGACGGGGGAUCGAACCCCGACUCGGGCGACUUUGAUUUUUCGUUCAUGUUCAAAGUUUCAAGAUUAAUAUUUCCUAUACUUUCUCGUUGUGAGCAGAUGGGAAUCGAACCCAGGACCAUUCGUUUAGAAAGCGAACACCGUAACCAGUCAGCCACGGCUGCUCCAUAUUUGAAAAAGUUUAAGUGUUUGCUCAAACCAAACUUUUAAAUUUUUGCCGAUUUACAUGUAUGAAACCCCUUAAUAAUGAGUUCAAAACAGGUAGAUUUGUUCUGGCAAAAAGAAUUAUGUUGCAAAAUAAUAAUCUGAACCUGGAUCAGAACAAUUUUCAAUUAAUUUUAAAUUUCCCGCGAAUUCCCAGGAUUUCUGGGAAAUUUGUUAAAAAAAAUUUCAGUUUCCCGGGAAUUCUGUAACGCCGGGAAAUUGGACGCCUUAUUAGUACCCAUGCAAAAUGAUAGCUUUAGAAUUGUAAAAAAAACGUUGUGUGGAAAAUUUGUUACUUUAUAAGUAAAAGCUUACGCAAAUGAUAGAGGUUUAUUUUAGAAACUUACUUGUAAUGGGUUACUGUCGGAUAUCGCCGAUAAAAUAACCAUUAUCCUUAUCGAUUUACGAUGAGGUUAGCGUCAAUGCAUCUUAAGUGGAAAUUGAAAGAACAGCAAAUCAAACAAAGGAGUUAUUUUAUGCCUAAAGUGAUUCUUUUUAAAAUAAGUAUCGUAAAUUGGAUUGACCACAAACGAUAUGCUGUAAUGUAUUUUUAAAACAAAAGCAAGAUCCAGUUUUCCACAAAACACAAAUGUUCGACCUUAAGAGUGUGAGGAAUUUCGAUAACAAAUCAUUACGUACUUUGCAUCACUUUCAUCAUUUUCAAUCCUUUUUGCUACUCUGCCCAAAUUCGAAAAAGAAAAAAAAAACGAUAUAUUUCCCUCACCCAUCGCAAACGUUUCCGAAGAAACAACGUUCAAAACUCGUAUUUUUAUGCACAGAAUCGGAACCAACUAUAACCAUUGAAACAUGCUUGAAUUGCCAAACUGCCAAAAGAAAAUCACACUAGCAAAACCGAACAAAACAAGAAACGAUAGCAAAUUAACCAAAAAUACUUUAUUUCAACGCAAAAAAAAACCCCGAAAUAUCUGAUCAAACUUGAAUAUAUUCUAAGUCGCUGAACCGAAGUUGUUCAACCAAACCGCGCGAAAGUAAUCCAUUUCUCACAAUGUGAGACUGAUGAGUUUGUAUAAGAGAAAAAGAAAGAAAAAAAAAACAUCGCAAACAUUAUGUGUGCAUUAGCUAACCAACAUAUUUGCGGAACAAAAAAAAAGAGACCACAUAGAAUCAUCAUCGUUCAUCAAUCUUAGCUAGUUGUUAGUAGACGUGUUAGAUGGAAAACGGACCGAAACGAGGUGUAGCAUUUAGUGUUCAACUUAAGAGGAAAUAAAAAAGCUGAUUAAUCAUGUAAAAUUCGUAUGAAAAGAUUAAACAAGAAAAACUAAACCCGAUUUAUAUAAUAGCAAAACCAAAAAGUAAAACCGAAAAAGAGAAAUAUUUCUAUUACCGUAGAGUAAGAAGUACUUUUUAAUCUCUAGCGAAACCUGUACAUACAUUUUUCUGUGAUACAUAAAUUGUAAAAAAAAAUAAAACAAAAAAGUAAGCAAAACUAAUUGAGGUAAGCCGAGGACUAAACCUUUUUUGCAAACCAACUUUAAGCCACGUGAGCCCGCGAUGGAUGAAGAGUGCGUCGUCGUUAAUCAGAAUUGCUUGGUGCGUGAUUAUGUUGAGCUUUUCGGUUUUAGCCUAAAUUUUUUCAGUUUCGACUCCACAUAUUGCUGUGAUUGUAGCUAAAUUUCGUUAUGUUCGCGCAAAAAAAAAAAUAAUAAUAAAAAAAAACGAUGGUUUCGCGUCGCGCGUUCAAUGUUACUUCAAAUGAAGCAUGAAAAGUAUCAUGUUGAAACGGUUCAUAUUUGUCAAGCAGCGAAUAAUUUACCCUCAAUCAGAUUUUGUCAAACAGUUCCCCCCAACACCCCGAUUAAGCCAGAGUUUAUUACAAAAAGGAAAAAAAAAAUGAUAAUACGGUUCGCCAAAAAAACAGUAGUUGGUUAUGAUCUGAUACGGAUUGUAGUGGAAAUACAGCAUACAUAUAAAGUGGAUACCAGUUUAAGCAGAUUGUAAUACGGAAUAAAAGAAACCCUUAGGCAUCUAUUACGCAAGCAUUUUUAAAUAUUUUGUUCAACAAAGUUUAACGAGAAAUAAACCAAAGCAGAAAGCUUUAAACAUACAA